Chelmon rostratus (copperband butterflyfish) is the source of this 7986-nucleotide messenger RNA. RefSeq names its product ephrin type-B receptor 3-like. Gene Ontology annotation, molecular function: protein binding; transmembrane-ephrin receptor activity; ATP binding. Gene Ontology annotation, cellular component: plasma membrane; neuron projection. NCBI's taxonomy places the organism in Eukaryota, Metazoa, Chordata, Actinopteri, Chaetodontiformes, Chaetodontidae. The record is from RefSeq and is a predicted model, not a curated record. Gene Ontology annotation, biological process: cell surface receptor protein tyrosine kinase signaling pathway; axon guidance; protein phosphorylation. The transcript is spliced from 16 exons. The coding region runs from base 671 to 3724 and encodes 1017 amino acids.
GCCGAGCGAAGCAGACGGAUCACACAGCAGCCAAAGCUGAUAAAUUGGCUCAGGGAAUAAAUAUCUAUAAACCGCGCGGCUGUGUCUUUACAGGAAUACCACUCGAUCGCGGACGCAUGUGAGCGCGCACAUGCCGAUCUGGGACUGUACACCAUGGUUCUGACACAAGUGCGUCUGCCUCUGCUCCUCUGACCACAGAGAAAGUGUUUGGAUCUCCUCGAGAAGGCUGAUACCUCGUUUCUUUUCGUUUCUUUUUUUUCCAUUGACUCUCAUUAUUCUGAAUACUGCUGGAAAUAUUCUCCGGAUGGUGACCGCGGACUGGACUACCUGUUUUCAGCUGAAUCGCUCCAUGCGAGGGGAAGGGACUGGAAGACUUGUGCCCGCUGCCUUCGCGCUGGUUUAAAAAAGGCACGUUGGAGCUCGGUGAAAAGGAGAAGGGCUGCUGUUUUCACACAUUUUAAACCAAGGGUGUUGUUUCCUCCCAACGCUCACCUCUACGUGUUUUGGUGAAUGGGGGUGACUCUGUUCCUGGAGGCUUGACACAGCUGGGACUGGGACUGGGACAGGGACUGGGACGGGACUGGGUGCGUGGAGCGUCGGAUCACCCAGGAUUGUAUUCCUUCCUCUCUCUCUCUCGUGGGUCUAUUUACAUGUCCGACCUGACUGCUUUAUGACAAUGGAUUACUUUCUGCUUUUAUGCAGCCUCUUGCUGCCUGUGGUGUCCGCCGUUGAAGAGACGCUGAUGGACACGAAGUGGGCCACGACAGAAUUAGCCUGGACUGCACACCCUGAGACCGGGUGGGAAGAGGUGAGUGGCUACGAUGACGCCAUGAACCCCAUCCGAACGUACCAAGUCUGUAAUGUACGUGAGCUCAACCAGAACAACUGGCUACGCAGUGACUUCAUCCCACGAAAGGAUGUGCUGCGUGUAUACGUGGAAAUGAAAUUCACAGUGCGUGAUUGCAACAGCAUUCCUAACAUCCCAGGUUCCUGCAAAGAGACCUUCAACCUCUUCUACUAUGAGUCUGACUCAGACUCGGCCACAGCCACCAGCCCCUUCUGGAUGGAGAACCCUUACGUGAAGGUGGACACGAUUGCCCCAGAUGAGAGCUUUUCCAUGCUCGAAUCUGGACGUGUAAACACAAAAGUCCGAAGUUUCGGGCCACUGUCCAAAGCUGGGUUCUACUUGGCAUUCCAGGACCUUGGUGCUUGCAUGUCACUUAUCUCAGUUAGGGUCUUUUACAAGAAGUGCUCCACCACCAUCGCCAACUUUGCCGUUUUCCCAGAGACAGCAACUGGAGCUGAGGCAACGUCCUUGGUCAUUGCGCCGGGAACUUGCGUCCCCAACGCCCUGGAGGUGUCCGUGCCGCUGAAGCUUUACUGCAACGGAGAUGGCGAGUGGAUGGUUCCUGUCGGAGCCUGCACCUGCUCGGCCGGUUUUGAACCAGCCAUGAAGGAUACCCAAUGUCAAGCUUGCAGUCCUGGCACCUUCAAGUCCAAACAGGGAGAAGGCCUCUGCCAGCCCUGUCCAGCCAACAGCCGUGCCAGCUCAGGAGCGUCCAGCAUUUGCUCCUGUCGAAACGGCUACUACCGCUCAGACACCGAUUCCCCCGACUCCCCGUGCACCACUGUUCCAUCUGCACCGCGCAGUGUCAUCUCAAGUGUGAAUGAAACCUCGCUCGUGCUGGAAUGGAGUGACCCACGUGACCUGGGCGGCCGCGCCGACAUCUUCUACAAUGUCAUCUGUAAGAAGUGCCUGCCCGAGCGGGGAAUGUGCUCGCGCUGUGACGACAACGUCGACAUCUCGCCACGCCACCUCGGCCUCACCCAGCGCCGCGUGGCCGUCCGCAACCUCCAAGCCCACACACAGUACAGCUUCGAGAUCCAGGCGGUCAAUGGUGUUUCCAACAAGAGCCCCUACACACCUCAGUUCUCUACUGUGAAUAUCACCACAAAUCAGGCCGCUCCAUCUGCAGUGCCCACAGUUCACCUGAUGGCGGCCACAGCGAGCACCAUGAGCCUGUCCUGGCUGCCUCCAGAGAAACCCAACGGAAUCAUUCUGGAUUAUGAGAUUAAGUACCAUGAGAAGGUAAGCGGCAAUGAUCAGGGUGAGGCCAUCGCCCACACCAUGACUGCCCAACGGAGCAACGCCCGCAUUGAAGGUCUCAAGGCUGGUACGCCUUAUGUGGUACAGGUCCGCGCCCGCACAGUGGCAGGCUACGGUCGUUACAGCAGCCCAGCUGACUUCAGCACCAACCUGCAAACUGACCCUCCGAAGUCAUGGCAGGAGCAGCUGCCACUCAUCGUGGGAUCAGCCACGGCCACCUUGGUCUUCAUCAUUGCGGUGGUGGUCAUCGCUAUUGUCUGCCUCAGAAAGCAGAGAAACGGUUCAGAGUCGGAGUACACGGAGAAACUGCAGCAGUACAAAUCCCCAAUAGUAACGCCGGGAAUGAAGGUCUACAUUGACCCCUUCACGUACGAGGACCCCAAUGAGGCGGUGCGCGAGUUUGCCAAGGAGAUCGACGUCUCCUGCGUGAAGAUCGAGGAGGUCAUCGGCGCAGGUAACCCACCAAAGCUCCUGAGCUACAGGGGGAAGACUGCUAGUCACCUCCAGGCCAUACCGUUAGAGGACUUCACACCAAGCGGAGAGUUUGGGGAGGUGUGUCGCGGUCGUCUCAAGCUGCCUGGGCGCCGGGAGAUCAUCGUAGCCAUUAAGACUCUCAAAGUGGGCUACACUGACCGCCAGAGGCGAGACUUCCUGUCUGAGGCUUCCAUCAUGGGCCAGUUCGACCACCCCAACAUUAUCCGUCUGGAAGGUGUGGUCACCAAGAGUCGGCCGGUGAUGAUUGUGACAGAGUUCAUGGAGAAUGGAGCGCUGGACUCUUUCUUAAGGCUCAACGACGGGCAGUUCACAGUGAUCCAGCUGGUUGGCAUGCUGCGCGGUAUCGCAGCAGGCAUGAAGUACCUGUCAGACAUGAACUACGUGCAUAGAGACCUGGCUGCCCGUAAUAUCUUGGUCAACAGUAAUCUGGUGUGUAAGGUGUCUGACUUCGGUCUAUCACGUUUCCUGGAGGACGACCCUACAGACCCCACCUAUACCAGCUCCCUGGGAGGGAAGAUCCCCAUUCGCUGGACGGCUCCCGAGGCGAUCGCCUACAGGAAGUUCACCUCGGCCAGCGAUGUGUGGAGCUAUGGCAUCGUCAUGUGGGAAGUGAUGUCGUAUGGCGAGCGGCCGUAUUGGGACAUGAGCAAUCAAGAUGUGAUAAACGCCGUGGAGCAGGACUAUCGACUGCCCCCACCCAUGGACUGCCCCACAGCACUGCACCAGCUCAUGCUGGACUGCUGGGUGAAAGAGAGGAACCUGCGACCCAAAUUCACCCAGAUUGUGGCCACGCUGGAUAAGCUUAUCCGCAAUGCUGCCAGCCUCAAGGUGGUCACCAACAGCACACAGUCCACUGGGGUAUCCCAGCCCUUGCUUGAUCGCUGUGUGCCAGACUAUACCACUUUCACUACUGUGGGGGACUGGCUGGACGCCAUCAAGAUGAGCCGCUACCGUGACAACUUCGUCAACGCCGGAUUUGCUUCCUUUGACCUGGUGGCCCAGAUGACAGCAGAGGACUUGCUGCGGAUAGGGGUAACGUUGGCUGGCCAUCAGAAGAAGAUUCUUGGUAGCAUUCAGGACAUGAGACUACAGAUGAACCAAACACUUCCUGUCCAGGUGUGAGCGACAGGACACACAGACCGAUGCAGUCGAAGGACAGCCAGACAGGAAAACGGGGGAGGAAUCUGUGCCAGAGAGAGCCAUUGGAAAACCCUAGCUGCCUGACCCAUCUCUGCCAAUUAGACGCUAUGAAACUGGCUUGCAGUGCCUCUGACUAUUUUUUUUUUCCCCUUUAUUUCACUACCACUUCCAUUUCCUGUUCCUGCUUUUUUGUUAUUUGUCAUUGUUUCUUUUCCCAUCCAAUCAGAAUUAGUGUGUUUUUGAAAGAGGAAGCAGAGUUAUCCCAUGCGUGCCUCACCAGCUCCGGUGAGGGUUGACGUUUGCAUGCACGUGUGUUUUAGUGAGGUUGGCCUUAGCCCUGUAACUGAAACGUCACACGCCGAUCCUCACGCAAGAGUCCCUCCCCUUGACCUCUCAACCCAGCUUCGAUGGACGUAAUACAUAGUAAAGAACGAACUCCCUGGUAUAAAAAAAAAAAGGUGAACAAACGUUCACAUGUAAAAAGAAAAAACUAAACAAAAAGAAAAAAAGAGGACCCACAGGAGAUAGAGGACAGUUCUUUCCCUGAUAGAAGUUGUUUUUACUGUGCACGUGUGUGUCGUUCUCCAUCUUCAUAUUGAAGGUGUGUUAUCUAAAAGGGCACUUGCUGGAGAAGGGUGAGGUGAUGGAAGAGGAAUAAUGAGGUUUAAGGUCAAGAGGAUGACAGAGGUCAAAAAGGUCAAAAGAGGGCAGCAGCAUUUUUGGACACUUGUUUUGGCUGCUGAGCCCUCGCCAGUUCACCAGAUGACCUCUCCGCCCUGACCUGCAGUGACUCAGGAUAGUUCCACAGCUCGGGAUCACCUGCUCAUCAACUGUGUUUUUACACAUAAAAAAAUGUUUUAUUUUUGUUUGUCCACACACCAUUUUUUUUUUUUUUUUUGGUCUUUUCUUGGCUUUCUUACACAUUUUUGGGAGAUUUGUGGUUUCAAAACGGCCGGUCAAACCUAAGUACCCCCCCGCUGGACGCUUUGCGAGAUUAAGGGGAGACGAGGACUGUGGCAACACGAUAGAAAGACCACUUGGCCUUGUGUGUGCGUUUUUGUAUGUGUGCGUGCGUGUAUGUGUGAUUACGUGUGCUUGGAUGUGCGGGUGUGUCAAGUUGCACACGAGUAUACUGUACAAUACAGCUUCCGCUAUCUGCCACCGUGGAGAAUUAACGCAUGAACUGAACCGUGACAAGGAGCAAAUAUAUCUGAAACAAUUACGCUAUAUUCUGUGGACAACUGUUAAACAUUCUUUUUUAUUGAAUCCAAAAAAAUGAACUUAGGACAUACAUAUAUAUAUAAAAUUAUAUAUAUGCAUCAUGCAGAAACUGAGAGAAACCAUGACGGACACCUUCCUUUCUACUUACUAUUACCUGGAUUUAGAAAUAAUCAAAAUUCUUGUUUUAAUUUCUUGACAUCCUGCCCUAUGUAUUUAUUUGUACCCUGCCCCCCCCCCCCCACACCAACACCCAGAUGGACUUCUGGGACCGUGGACUCGGAACAAUCAGAAGGAAGAGAAACUCCAAGAGGAUUCACCUAAUGAAUUGAUUAUUAUUAAAAGAAAUUGCAUAGAAAUUGGAUAUUGUAUUUUUGUUGUUGUUCUAAACAGCCUGUACAUGUUUUGUAACAAAAAUACGAUAAAUAACAAGAAAAAUGGUGUUUUGACAAAAUGGAAGUGCUGUUGUGAAAUGUUUGAUUCAGAGUGAAAUUAACAGAAAGCAAAGCGAGAGCGAGAGAUGAAGGGGGGAGAAGUCAGGAGGUAGAGAGGAGGAGAUGAACACCACCCAAUGGUUAGGCCACUGGUAAUAACAUGUCGCCCUUUUGCUCUCCGUCCAUUGUUGUGUGAGUGUCUCUGUAGGUGUGUUCAAGUUUGUGUGUGCCGCCUGACCUGGAUAUUAAGCUUCCCCAAUCAAUUCUCAUUCUCAGCAUAAAGAGCAUUUGUGAAGCACUGAGCUGUUACUAAUCGUCUUCCAGGCGCAUCGUUUUCAACUCAAAACCUCCUGAAAACCAAAACCUAUUGAUUUUACUUAUUUACCAUCACCUCCAACACUAGGAUCCACCCAGCUCAUCUCAUGUGGGGCUGUUAAGGAAUCAUUAGGAGGAAGGUCCAGCGAUGACGCGGCCUACCUGCCAAUCAUUUCAAUCGCCCCGGAGGCGGAGCUCCAUCACUCGACCUGCAGUUCGCAACAGGGCCCUCGCCAGAGAAUCCAGAGCUGUCAGGACAGAAACCUAUUGGUCUUUGUCUGUCACGUCUAUUAAUUCAGAAGCCAAUCUGGCAUCGCUAGGAUACGAGCGUGCAGCGAGGGCAGACAUACGGCGGGCUGACCUAUCAUUAUCUCUCUUCAUUUCCUGUAUGGCCUGCAAUCAUCCUGUCUCAGGCACAGGCUGCGUGAUUAGUACAGUGCAGGAUCAACAGCCCUGGCAUGCAGACAGCCAAAAUCUGCAGCCCCCCACCCCCCAUUCUAAAUGAUAGCAGCUGCAUCAUGGAGAACAUACUAUUUGCAUUUCUCACAGAUGAGUGUUUGAAGGUAGUGGAUGAAGAGAUGGGGCUGCAACACUAGUGUGAUCUUCCAGACAGUCUCCACGUUGUAUGGGGUGGAGCUGAUCAAUGCAAUAUGUGAAUAUUAUUAGUUAGGUGUGUAAUGAUAGCGUGAUGUUAGCGUCCAUGCAGCGUGUCUUGUCAUAUUACUUUUGUCCCUUCAGAUGUCACUGAGGAUGUUACACUAAACAGCAAUGUGUUUCCCGUUUUAUAUCGUUUUAUCUUAUUCCACAUACAGACGUUUUCACUCUGCUAGAACACUCUGAUGGGCUUACUAACCUGUAGCAGUUGUAGUACACAGUGAAGUGGUGCAGUGAUUUAACUGUUGUGUACUCGAACUAUACAGGAAAUAAGUCUUAUAUCCUCACUUUUUUUUUCUUUCAUCAAAGCUCUGAGAUCAGAGGUUGCUGGUAUCGUCAGCAUGAUUUGUUACCAUGAUGAGACAGUGUUGAAAGUGCCUGUUAGAUGUGCAAACUUUUCCAUUUGGAUAAAAUUCUGCAGAAUUAAUUAGUUUUCCUCCGAAGUAAGAACGGCAUUUUGAUUGGAAAACAAGUGAAAGUGUCUACGUUCAGGGAUGAUAGAAGAUCAGAAUUAAUGCAAUCAGAAGCUCACAUUUACCUGAAGUCUCCCAAGAAUAUAGAAUAUCAAUCCCUAUUCCUACACUCAGCUCAAUCAUUCAAUCAGCUAAGCAACGCCGCUGCAAAAGUCACAUUCGACACCAAAAAAGACACAGUUGAUGAGCGUGGAAAAGAAUGAGAAGGGGGGGCAUAUGGGGGCUAAACACAAUCAGAUGGCAGACAUGCCCACUCAUGAAAAAUGGCAGCGCUUCGCAGCUUGCAUGAACUAUUGAUGAGGUGCACAUGGUGCACUGGGGUCUGGAGUUGUGUUCACCAAAGUCAACCGGCCGUGAGUGAUGAGCUCAACUGGCACUGUUGCACAUCUUAAAAUGAUUAAACUGCCACCACAUCAACCGCAAAACAAUUAAUCUUUAAGUGGAUUUUUCACACAUUCAUGGAAGUGUUCAACGUUCAGCAAUCGCAGAGGGGAGAGAAAGUCGCUCCCUCGUGUUUUUUUCGGGUUCAUCCUUCUGACUGCGCGUCGCCGAAAUUAAGAUGGACUGUUAUGUUUGUGGGUGCGUGUGUGAGAGAGUGUGCGGAAUAAAAGGAUUACCAUUUUAUACAGACAACACUUUGAUCAGCAGAGUUUAAGCUUUGUCAGAUGUGGUUAUCUCUGUGUGUGCCAAUAGGAUUCAAACUAUCCCAACAUUCCUUCCACCUUUCUUUGCCUAUUUCACAUCCUCCGCAGAUCAUCAAACAAACACUCCCACCCUGCCCGAAACCCCUUACCACUUACUAACUUCCUUUUCUUCAGUUGUCUGUUUCAAAUAAAUAUAUACAGUCUUUUCUUCUGUCUUCUAACAAGCUCACCCCACAUCUGUCUUUUGGUCACUUUUGAAAACCCCCUCUUCAUACCAGGAAGUGAUAUGUUUGAGAGAGUUCUGUACAUGUGUAGUGAACUAGGGGGGGGGGGGGGGGGGGGGGUGGAAUAAAGAGCUGAGAAAUGCAAUUGUUAAUUCCUCUUUGAGAAGCAUUAAGAUGUAUUUAAUGGUGCAGACAUACACAACAAAUUACUAAAAAAAAAAUGAUGAUGCAUUCUUGUAGAAAUAUUUUUAAAAGACCCUUUUGCAAUUAAAUUAUUUAAGA